Molecule: messenger RNA, 909 nt
Organism: Lachnellula hyalina
Lineage: Eukaryota; Fungi; Ascomycota; Leotiomycetes; Helotiales; Lachnaceae
Product: putative urease accessory protein UreF-like
Exons: 2
Coding region: 1-909 (302 amino acids)
Molecular function (GO): nickel cation binding
Source: RefSeq, a predicted model, not a curated record
AUGAGCACUGGCAUCGACUCUUCGCAGUCGGAAUCACAGUCGCAGGCUAUUCGGCAUGAGAUUGAUGACCUUGAACGCCGGCUGGUAGAUGCGAAAGCUCGUUUGAACGGCGGAUGUGCCAUAGCUAAUGAGGAUGCUAUCUCCAGCGUGCCCAAGGUUCUUCCAAGUCAUGGACCGUUGACUACCUCAUCUCACCACUUCCUCCUGCUCCUGUCUGACUCGGCACUCCCCUUGGGCUCUUUUGCAUUCAGCAGUGGCCUUGAAUCAUACCUUGCCCACACCAGGCCAGCCUCAUCUUUCCCCGCAUUUUUGGAGUUCUCUCUUGCAUCUUAUGCCUCGACCACUCUGCCAUUUGUUCUUGCCACGCACCGGAACCCAAUUGACCUGGUAGAACUCGAUGAUACUCUGGAUGCGGCGAUCAUGUGCACCGUUGGUCGUCGAGCUUCAGUAGCGCAAGGCCGAGCUCUGCUUUCGAUAUGGGACCGUUCGUUUAGUACCGCAGUGCCAGUAGGAGAUUCAGCGGGCGCUGUCGAGAUGCUCAAAGAACUAUCUGUACUGCUACGGUCAACCUCGUCGGUUGUAUCUGGUGAUCUGCCUACAGCCUCCGCUCAUCUUGGGCCCCUAUUUGGAGCAAUCGCCUGUGUACUAGGGAUGAGCCUGCAGCAAACUGCUUAUGUUUUCAUGUUGAGCCAUGUGAAAUCAUUGCUGUCUGCGGCUGUUCGGGCGAGUGUGUUUGGACCUUAUCAUGCGCAGAAAGUACUCGCAAGUGUUGAAGUCCAAGACGGCAUUCGUCAAGCCAUUGCUCGGGAGUGGGACACCAAGAUCGAGGAUGCAGGUCAAAGUGUGCCGGUGAUGGACCUCUGGAUUGGGAGACAUGAAAUGCUGUAUUCUAGAAUCUUCAACAGUUGA